AUGUGCUCCGUUCGCGUUGAUCGUCUGGUCGGUGUCGCACAAAGUUCGGCCAUAUGCUGUUUCAGACGGGUGACGAAUGUGACGGGUGAUUCGGGCUGUGCGCCAGAAGGGGAAACCACUUCACCUGGUAGACGUAGAGUUGUACCGUACACUAGUUGGGCUGGGGAACAGUGGAGAUCCUCCUCAAUAGUGGAGGGAAUGGCAAGCAGAAUGCGGGGUAAAGAAGAGAACCAUGAAGAUGGGUUCAUUUGGGCAGUCAACGCAGCUUUGAGACAUUAUCCACUAACUCUCCCAUUGAAGAACCAGUCCCAGUGGUUCCACAAAGUGCAUACCGCAGCGCGUCCUCAGGAUGGUAAGUUUAUAUGUGGCUUAUCAGGUGUUUCUUUGCAGGAGCAUGAUGCGUACGCGCGGGAGCUCGCUGUGUUAUACAGUAUUGACCCGAAGUUAGAUUAUGGCACUCUUCUGGAUGAGCUCAAAAAGGUUCUGGACUCUAAAAAGACACGUCUUCAGAAGUUGUACAAGAUGAAGGCUGGUGUUCACAAAAUCGAAGGCGCUCGUGUGAGCAGUCAGCGGCCAAUUACUGAAUAUGGUGGGGCGUCUAGCUUAGGUCAUCCGAGAGAUUCAGCGACUGAGAAGCGUUCCAGCAAGGUCGCAACAACUGAUGUCGUUAAGAGUAUAAAUGAAGAGGUUCAGGACCUCACGCAAGAUAUCGGAGAUUUGGAGACGUCUCUGCUCUAUCUAAAACACUCCUCUUCUAGUACUGGUGGUGUUAACACCUCAAGUACAACCUCAGGAAGCGAAAGACUGGUGAGAGAUCAGGUCGCAGAACUCCAAAAGGCGCUGGAUAUUGAAUUGCAGGUUCGAAGUGGCGCACAGCGCCUGGUUGAGCGGUAUAAAAUGGGACCUCGAGAUGUCUUAGAAGAAGCUAAGCGACAAUGCGAGAACGCCAACAAAAAGAUCGGUUUUAUACGUAACCAAAUGGUGCGCGUGAAACAGCAAAAUGAAUUCAACCAGCAGUCCGGUGAUAUUUUGAACCGAACGGGCUCGCAGACCGUGGAUGUUAGGCAGCUGAGUAACGGAUCUGUCCCAGCCAUGGCUAAUUCCCGCGAUCCUCUAGUAAAUUGGAAAGCCAAAGUGUUCGACUUGGCGCACCGUUGUCGUGUUGAACGUGCAGUGUUACAGGGAAGCCGAAAAGCCGUGCAAGCACUUCUGGACAGCCAAACACAUGCCGACAAAACACGGAAGCUGGCGGCAUUGCACAAUGUCAGGGAGUCGUUGCACAAGUUGUACCUGUUCCAGCUGGCAUUGUCUGCGCAUUUGGACAACCCUCCAGAGAAAUCCAAAGAUGUUGAUGCGAUUCGUCGUGAUCCGGAACUGUCCACAUUGUUGGCUUCCGUGUGGAGUUCACAACAGCCUGCGCCACCCUCAGGAACUCUUCAUAUGCCCAGUGCUCCCACGGCAGUUACUGGCACGCUAGAAGUACGCUGUGUUGGUUGUCACGAUCUGUUGGAUACCUUCCCAUUUGAACUAGUCCAUAACGAUCUCACGGGCAAUGGCUCCUUUUAUAAUUCGGGCGCAGCGAAAGAACUUACUGCACGCAUAUCGGACAACCAAUGGGCGGAUGUGCGGUGCUGCUUCCUCAUCGAUAACAAACAAGUAUGGGAAUCCAAUUGGCGACCACCCGGGCAACAGUGUUGGGACGUGCAGACAGAGUUUAGCUUGGAUCAAGCCAAAGAGUUGCAAGUACAGGUGUUCUGGAGGCGAGUCUUCUCUCCUGUCGGUUCUCCACAGGUUAGCGUCAGUUCAGCAACCCUGUCUUCUUCGGCGGGCACCAUGACGAGGCCAAGUAUUUAUGGUCCAUCAGACAGUUAUGUGUCUGGAUUAGAUUGGGUAUUGGGAGCUGUCACAUAUCUCCGUCUGGAGGAUUUCCUUGGUUGUCAGUCCUCGCCUCUUGUCCUAGAGAUGUUACCCAAAGGCAAUGUUUUCCUGGUGCUGAAAUUCACGGACCCUCUUCUGACGAAACCCGUUGCCCGCCUCCGGAGACAACAGCGUCUGUUCUCCAAACGGAAAGGCCGCGAUAUUCCACGUUCCUGUGAAUUAAACAUCAACGUGCGCCUUUGGGCUCGACUGCUUAAGAGCGGUCAGCUACUCAAUGUCACUCGCCCAGUCAGCUCUGGUUCUGCUACGCUAACGCCGAGAGCCACUGAGACCGCCUACUCAACUCACUCUUCAGCCGAACCGCAGACUUUAAUGGGUCACGAGGGACGCUUUAUGAACACCGCAAUGUCAGACAGAAGGAAAGGCAGUUCUCCCCAGGUGACUAGCUCUCUUCAUAAACCAUUCGUCAUUGAAAUAGUGCGUUGGGUUUCCUUCAAGGAUGAAAGCACUUCAUGUCGCACAUCCGUUUCACGCAAGCCAUCAUCUCGUCGCCAUAAAAAGUCAUUUUCUUAUCCCAAUCCGGAAUUACCACUAUCCUAUCUUAAGCCUCUAUCUGUUGGAGCUCCUGCUUUCCGUGACCAUCGGCACUUUAUCUCAGGGCGUGAUUCAUGCACCUCAAGUGAAAACACACGCCGUCGCAGGUCCAUGCUUUCACGUAUGACGAACAGUCAGAUGAAACCGGGAGAAAAACAAAAAGUUUCAGCAAACAAGGCCCAAACACCCCCAGCUGCAUUCCCCUCAGAGAAGGAUGGCGGAUAUGAACGCAUUGUCACAGUUCCUCCGCGGGGUUAUCGCGAGGAAGACAAACUUUACCCUGCCAGACCGUCUGCUACGAGGACCCCCACUCCUCCCAAGUCCUCUUCAACUGACGAUAUAGCCAAACUGACGUCAGGUCCCCGUCCGGACAUGCACACGUCCUCUUCGCUUCAGGAUUACGAUAGGCCUCCACUCCGACCAGAUUACGAUGUUGCGGGUGACGUUCGUUCUGAUUAUUUCCAGAUACCUGGGGUCCCCACAAUGACCGGAACUGAUAUUCCAAAAACGGAUGACUAUGCGAAUCUAUCCGUGGCUUCGAAAAAUCAACGAGCGCGAUCAAUUGGACCUGAGUCUGCUUACAAUGCAGAUGAGCCGUCCUCCAUCUCCCCGCCACAUAAGCUCACUUCUUUGGAACCACGAACACCAACCCCCAGCAUACGAAAACGAGGUCCGGCGCUCAGCAUGCUGGAUUUUCGGUGCAUUGCGGUUCUCGGCCGUGGGCAUUUCGGAAAGGUGCUUCUAACGCAGUACAAAGCCGGCAGUCACUACUAUGCCAUCAAAGCCCUGAAAAAGGCAGAGAUUAUAUUCCGCAACGAAGUGGAUACCUUACUGGCCGAAAAACGGAUUUUCCAAACAAUCACAGAGGCCCGGCACCCUUUCCUGGUUAAUCUGAUGGCUUGUUUUCAAACUAAAGAACACGUCAUAUUUGUGAUGGAAUAUGCUCGAGGUGGUGACCUCAUGCUACACAUUCAACAGGACGUAUUUAAUGAACCUCGAGCAGUGUUCUACGCAGGCUGUGUUGUGUUGGGCAUCGGAUUUCUGCACUCCCGCAAGAUUGUUUACCGAGAUUUGAAGCUGGACAACCUACUAUUGGACUCCGAAGGUUACCUCAAAAUGGCAGAUUUCGGUUUGUGCAAAGAAGGUAUGGGCCCCACAGAUCGUACAUCCACCUUUUGUGGCACUCCGGAGUUUCUGGCCCCGGAAAUUCUAACCGAUCGUUCGUACACGCGAGCAGUCGAUUGGUGGGGUCUGGGGGUGUUGAUCUACGAAAUGCUGGUUGGAGAGUGCCCUUUCCCGGGUGAUAGUGAAGAAGAGAUUUUCGAAAACAUCACCACACAAGAAGUCAGAUAUCCUCGGUACUUGAGCAUGGAGGCGACAGUUAUAAUGCGCCGGUUGAUGCGACGAAAUGUGAACCAGCGACUCGGUUCCUCUUCGGAGGAUGCCGCUGAAGUUAAACGCCAACCAUUCUUCCGCAACCUGGACUUUGAUGCUCUACUAGAACGCAAAAUCCCGCCGCCAUUCGUUCCCACACUGAGAGGAACUGAAGAUGUUUCUAAUUUUGACGAAGAGUUUACACGAGAAGAGGCUGUGCUGACACCCGCCAAAGACCGACCAGCACUCACCGACAACGACCAGGCCUAUUUCUUCGACUUCGACUACAUGCCUUCCUCAAUCUAGUCAUAUUUCGAAUCGUGAACAGGCUUCUGGGCAGUCAAUACGCAGGACGGGCCAAAUGAGCGUUCACGUUUUACAAUCCCUCGAUUAUUGCAAAACAUCUCUAGUGUUUGGAGGCUCGUCUGAUCAUCGAGAACUAUUCCCGCCGUUCUUGAUCUCCGACCUUUUUUUUACGGCCUAGGAAGAUUGCAGCCUAACUUCAGUAUUUCUUAUCCCUCGCCUUAUGCCAUUCAUAAGUGACCAUGUGAACUUGCACGUCUGCUGACCCAAGAGCAAUCCAUUGUGCAAGAAUCUCCUUCCAAUUGUUUUAUCUGCACUGCCGUUGUUUUUCUAUUUCGGGUUUGAUUCACAAGCAGAACACUAAAGAUAUUACUACGUGCGGAGGGCCUAAUUGUUUUGUUUCCUUCCCCCAUAUAACCAUGUGUAAUAAAAUCGGAUGUUACCCUUUGGUUCUGAUGAGUUAAUCGGUCAUUUUAAAGAAUUGGUCUCCAAACAGUCUUUUUUGUAUUCCUUUCCCCCUCUGUGUGACGGUCUUUAUGUCUUUAGACCAUAUUCACUGACUCAAAUCCAUGGUCUUUCCCGGUGUUACCAAUCCCCUGGUUCCUCCUUGCUUCCACAUGGAAUUGGGGCGGGAUUCGAUUACAGAUUCGACCACUUUUCCUUUUAACUUCCUGCCAAUUCGUUUUGCGCCGCACAAACAGUAAUGCGAUUAUGCUUGGAAGCACACGUUUUUCCCGUCGUAUUAGCGUUUUUGCAUUUUCACCACUCUGCCCUUGGUCCCACGUCACUCCCCUGCCGCUGUCGCUACUGCUGUGCGCUAAACGAGCCAAUAUGUAUCUGGCCAAAUGACUAUUUUUUGCACUGCUGAUCAUUUGUUGGUAUUUGUGGUUCAUUCACACUAGAG
Messenger RNA from Opisthorchis viverrini, 5053 nucleotides. RefSeq lists its product as hypothetical. The record is from RefSeq and is a predicted model, not a curated record. NCBI's taxonomy places the organism in Eukaryota, Metazoa, Platyhelminthes, Trematoda, Opisthorchiida, Opisthorchiidae. Gene Ontology annotation, biological process: protein phosphorylation; signal transduction. Gene Ontology annotation, molecular function: protein serine/threonine kinase activity; ATP binding. Bases 1 to 4152 code for a protein of 1383 amino acids. The transcript has 15 exons.